UCUAUCAAGCAAGCCUUCCGAGGUCUCUCUCUUUUGUAGUGUUGCUUCCCAAACCCUAAGCCCCUCCAAACUGGCGAAUUUGCAGGACGAAUGGAAGCUAAUGAGAAUCCAGAUCCCAGAUCGCUUACGGACGCCAAAUCGAGCGAGGUUCCUCGUCGGGUGCUCGGCGAACGGAGGACCGAGUUCGUGAGGAUCAUCGUGCAGUGCCUCUACUCCCUCGGGUACCGCCGAGCCGCCGCGACGCUGGAAUCGGAGUCCGGGGUCUCGCAUGACUCGCCGGAGUACACUGCGCUUUUCCUUGACGUCAUGGCGGGCCGGUGGGACGACUGCAUCGCCACGAUCGACUCUAUCGAGGAUAUGGAUUGCGGAGCCAGGGCCGCUGCGGCUUUUCUGGUGUGGAAGGAGCACUUCUUGGAACUCUUGGGGUUGAAGGAUGGGUUCUUGAUGGCUAGGGACGUGCUGUCGGAGAGGAUUGCGCCGCUGGAUAUGGACCGGCAGAGGGUUCAUGGGCUGGCAAGGUUGCUCAUUUCGUCGGAGGGUAUUGUUAAUGUGGAGGACCGGGUCCGCAGGAGAUUGGGGUUGCUGCUGGAUUUGGUUGAGGUGCUGCCGCCGUGGGUGCGGGUGCCUAGUGCCAGGUUGGAGCAUCUCGUGGAGAUGACUGUUCUCAAGCAGAUUGCGUCCUGCUUUUACCACAACUCUCCUGGUGAGGUAACUCUGUAUGAGGAUCACAAAUGCAGCCAAGAACAAAUCCCUUCCAAGUGCAGCCAGAUAUUAUAUGACCACAAAAAUGAAGUUUGGUUUGUUCAGUUUUCACAUAACGGGGAUUACUUGGCAUCGUCCUCUCGUGAUUGCACUGCCAUCAUAUGGGCGGUGAACAAAGAUGACAGUAUAUCAUUAAGGCAUGUUCUGGAGGGCCACAUGAAACCUAUAUCUUUUCUAGCAUGGAGCCCAAAUGAUAGAAUGUUACUUACUUGUGGUAAUGGAGAAGCCCUAAAGUUAUGGGAUGUUUGUGAUGGCAUGUGCAAAUUCACAUUUACUGGUGGAGCAAAUCGUAUCAUCAGCUCAUGUGCAUGGUUUCCAGAAUCUGAGAAGAUAGUUUGUGGCAGCUGGGAGCCUGAUAAUCGAAUCUUCACAUGUGAUUUAGAGGGAAAUGAGCUGGAAGUUUGGGAGGGAGAGAGGAUGCCAAAAGUUACUGAUCUUGCUGUGACACCUGAUGGGCGGUGUUUGAUCAGUAUAUGCUCCAACAAAGAAAUUUUAAUACGUGAUUUCCAUAGAGGAAAUGAAUGGAAAAUACAUGAAGAACACUCUAUAACCUCACUCUCUCUUUCAAGUGAUGGACAGUUUUUGAUUGUCAAUUUAAACAGUGAGGAGAUCCAUUUAUGGAAUAUUAAUGUGAGCUCAAGCUUGCCAGAUAAAUUUAGAGGGCACAAGCAGGGAAAGUAUGUAAUUCGGUCAUGUUUUGGUGGAUCAAAUUCUUUAUUCAUUGCCAGUGGUAGUGAGGAUUCACAGAUCUAUAUAUGGCAGCGACACCGUGAAACGCCGAUAAAGAUCCUAACUGGCCAUUCGAUGACUGUGAACUGCGUGAGCUGGAACCCUGCAAAGCCUCGUAUGCUGGCAUCAGCAAGCGAUGACCGAACAGUUCGAAUAUGGAUGGCUAACGUAAAUAACAACACUAAGUUUCAUAUGUGACUGAGACCUACUACAUCCUUUUCUGCUUCCUUUUUCAUCUGUAAAUAGAUGUACAUCAUAAUUGUAAUUUGUGUCUUUCGAUCUAA
This is a messenger RNA of Musa acuminata subsp. malaccensis (wild Malaysian banana), 1775 nucleotides long. RefSeq names its product WD repeat-containing protein WDS homolog. NCBI's taxonomy places the organism in Eukaryota, Viridiplantae, Streptophyta, Magnoliopsida, Zingiberales, Musaceae. Gene Ontology annotation, molecular function: protein binding. The record is from RefSeq and is a predicted model, not a curated record.